UCCUGUCUUAAGAGGCUGCCCUAUGAUGUCCACUAAGGCUUCCAGUCACCCAAUUUGGCUAGCGAGGUAAGCACUAAAUCUCGACCUGCUCACUAGCGCUCGCUACUCUACAUGUAUUCAACACAGCGAACACCAUAACAUCCAUCAUAGAGGUUCUGAUCCAUUUUAUUUUUAUUGAAGGUUGUACCUUGGUGUUUGUCAUGAGCCCUAAAUGUACCCAUGCAGCUGUUAUAAGCUUCCCGAAUCUAACCGACCGAUAUCGGAUACUGCCGGACCAGAUUUUUCUGUGGGGAAUCGUGGAUACGAGGCGAGAUUGAGUCAUGACCACAUCCUCCGCACCUCGAGGCGACGCGGGGAACCUGAAGCUUGACAUAUUCCUAACGAAAGGGUCACAUAACAAAUGGCUUUAAACGACACAUCUCUCGUGCCAUAUGGCGCCGCUAUGCGCGAGAGGUUCCUCUGCGACCCCUUUUUCCUGAAUCUAAACCAUGGCUCGUUCGGAACAUACCCCCUUGCCGUGCGGAAUGUCUUGCGCCAGUACCAAGACCAAGUCGAAGGACGACCAGAUCCAUUCAUCCGCUACAACACGCCCAAGGAACUCGAUAAAUCUCGAGAGGCAGUAGCAAGACUACUGAAUGUCCCCCGCGACGAGUGCGUAUUCGUCAAGAAUGCCACGACGGGUGUAGCGACCGUGCUGCAGAAUCUGCCGUUUGAGAGCAAUGAUGUCAUCAUCCACUUUGAGACCGUCUACGGCGCCGUCGAGAAAGGUAUCGCGUCUCUCGUGGAGUCGAGACCUGUGCAGAUCCGAAAGGUUCACUAUGAGAUGCCGAUCAGCCAUGAAGAGCUCGUGGAGCGAUUCUUGGAUGUUGUCAAGACCGCGCAGAGGGAGGGGUUGAAUGUGAAGGUUGCCAUCUUCGAUGUGAUCACGAGCCUGCCGGCUGUUCGAUUUCCAUUCGAGAGGCUGACGCAGGUCUGCCGUGAAGAGGGAAUCUUGAGUUUGAUCGACGGCGCCCACGGCAUUGGACAGAUCCCGUUGGAUCUCGGGCAACUGCAGCCGGAUUUCUUCGCUAGUAACUGCCACAAAUGGCUCUUCGUCCCCCGCGGCUGCUGCGUCCUGUACAUUCCAAAGCGCAACCAACACCUCAUCCGCACAACACUCCCCACAUCCUGGGGCUACAUCCCGCCCCCCGACGGCCCCAAAACCGCGCCCUCGAUCAUGCAGAGCGACGACGCCAAUAAAACCGCCUUUGAGAGCCUAUUUGAGUUUGUUGCGACGAGCGAUGACACACCAUACUUUUGUGUCCCUGCGGCGUUGGAGUUUCGUGAGAAGGUUUGUGGAGGCGAAGAGAAGAUCUAUGCGUAUCUUGAGACUCUGGCGAAGGAAGCUGCGGAUAUCGUUGCUGAGGUGCUUGGGACGGAGGUCAUGCAGGAGCCGAACUUGAAUCCAGGAGAAGAAAGCCAGCUUCGGCGGUGCGGGAUGUCGACUGUUCGCCUGCCAAUUACGACUAGGGUGGAGCUUGCACGAAGGACUGAUUCUGCCGUACUGUUAAGUCCCGGUGAGGGUGGCGCAGUGGUGGAUUGGUUCCAGAGAAGGAUUACGGAGAGGUAUGGCACAUUUCUGCCGCUUGUCGAGCAUGGUGGGUGGCUUUGGGUGAGGCUAUGCGCGCAGGUAUAUCUCGAGAAGAAGGAUUUUGAGAGGGCAGCCCAGGUCCUGAAGGAGGUGUGUGCGCAGUUUGCUGCUGAACGGGCUCGAGAAAAGAGUAGACUUUAGAAUAUGAUCCUCAUCUAGAGUAGAACUAGAUAGCAUGUUAAUGGACCAAAUAUAACGUUCUAAAGCUUUCAUG
Aspergillus calidoustus is the source of this 1844-nucleotide messenger RNA. The record is from the annotation of a GenBank genome assembly. Lineage: Eukaryota; Fungi; Ascomycota; Eurotiomycetes; Eurotiales; Aspergillaceae.